AUGACACCUCCCUUUUCCUCUACGCGCACAAAGGUGCAGCUGAAAUUGGUGGUGCAGAGGCUGAAGAUGCUUCAAGAGAAGAAGACGUCGAUGAGCAAAAAGGAUAGGAGGGAUGUGGCCAGUUUGGUAGAAAGGGGAAAAGUGGAGACGGCGAGGAUCAAGACGGAAGGUGUGAUUGCAGAGGAUGUGAGUGGUGGGUGGUGGUGGGGGCGAUAAGGGAGGGAGUUGGUGGAGGGGGGAGGGGGGACAGGCAGGGCAGGCGCGGCAGGGCAGGGCAGGCUAUCACUUUUACUGGACUGACGCUGAGCGCUGAACGCUGAACGCUGAACGCACGCACGCCGCCAUUCAGAUUCAUGUGGAAUUGCUGGAAGUGCUGGAACUGUACUGCGAGAUGCUCAUCGCUCGUCUGGCCCUCUUGGACUUGCCGGGGUAAGCUGAGCAAAGCUGAGCAAAGCUAAGCGCUGCGCUGCGCUGCGCUGCUCCAGCUUCACGUCACCCACCUGCUCACCAUUCACCUUUGCCCACCUGCCACGCAUCAGUCGAGAGCCGGAUGCGGGCCUGUUAGAGCCUCUUUGUGCGCUCAUACACGCCGCACCGCGCACCGAACUCAAAGAGCUGCACGUGCUAAGGGAGAUGCUCAUGGCUCGCUACACUCGAGAAUUCGCCAUUCGAGCAACGGAAGAUCAGGAAGAGUGCGUGCCUAGGCGCAUCACUGACAGAUUGAGAGUUCAGACGCCCGAUGAGGCGUAUGUGGAUGCGUGAGUCAAUCGGCGGGGUGGGCGGCGGCAAGUCAAAGUCAAAAGCUCGUCGGGAUCUGGGCCACUCGUACGCGUAUGUAUGCUCAUCAUCGCGCUCGCACACACAUACACACACACACGCGCUCACAGCUACAUCGCAGAGGGUGAGUCUGCACCUUGGCGCUCCACCUACUCGAUCGCAACAUCAGCUCAGCUCACGCAGAAUCGACGGUACUUUCCCAACAAACAACUUUCUUCUCCCUCUCUCUCUCCCUCUCCUAACACAGUCUGCAAAGCCUACUCCAUCCCCUUCACCUCCACCCACGCACAAGUCCAGCCAUGCAUCGACGUUCCCUCUCCCCCACCUCCCCUGCAAGCGCAACUCUCCACCACCAAAUCCGGCAGCAACACCAAAUCCGAUGCGGCUGUGGCCACGGCGCUGGGUACGAGCGGCGCAAUGACGAGCGGUGCGCAGCCUCCUGGAGGCUUGGUGGACAAGCCUGAUCUGGACGGUACGCGCACCUCUCGAAAAGAGCAAGACAAUGGCAAUCCUGCUGGUCCUGCUGCUUCUCCUGCUCCUGCUGGUGGUGGCAUGUCGGGAAACGCGGGUCAGGAAAGCAAAGGCAAAGCUUUGGACCCCGUCGACGAGCUUGAAAAGAGGUUUGCGGCUCUAAAGAGGAAAACGUAG
This is a messenger RNA of Ceraceosorus bombacis, 1425 nucleotides long. The record is from the annotation of a GenBank genome assembly. NCBI's taxonomy places the organism in Eukaryota, Fungi, Basidiomycota, Exobasidiomycetes, Ceraceosorales, Ceraceosoraceae.